AUGUGCUGUAAAAGUACCGACGAAGCAGACAAAGAGAAUCGGAGGAGAAGUCAGUUGUGCACGCGCUCUCACGCACCGGCGCGUGUUACUGUUCACCAGAGUUUCGGGUGGCACGUGGAGCUCACGCGCGGUGAUUCUGAUGACCGGAACUCAGGGUUUUGCCGAUCGGCGGCUUCUGAAUCUCCCUUGGGUGGCGGUUUCGGGAUUCCUCGGUGCACUCUUGCUAGCUUGCUGGUUUAUAAUGUGAAGGUCUUAAGAGAUGUACUGUUAGGGAAGAGAGGGCCAAUUGCAGAUGCAUUUGUUAGUUUUCUCUGCUUGCUUUCAAGCCCAACUGAUUGCUCUCUGUUUCUUGUUGUGUCCAGAAUUAGUUAUGGACUGUACCAUUGGAUAACAAUUGGGCAGAUCCUAAAUGUUGCAGUUGCACUGUUGGUGAGCAGCCACGUGAACAGGUUAGCUGAAGGAGUAUCCUUGGCAUGCGAAACACUAUUAUCAGUAAAAGCUCUUAAGACACUGGAUUUGUGGAUACAUAUUUCCAAGGGGAAGUAUGCUAGGAAGGUGGAAGGGUUGGAUGGUGUGGUUGACAUUGUCGGAACGGGUGGUGAUGGUGCAAACACAGUGAACAUUCCUACUGGUGCUUCAAUACUUGCUGUGGUUUGUGUUGCAAAAGUUGCUGAGCAUGGAAGUCGUUCUAGCUCUUGUGCAUGUGGAAGUGCUGAUGUGUUAGAAGCUUUAGGUGUAGUUCUUGACUUGGGACCAUAGGAUGUAACAAGGUGUGUAAAUGAGGAAGGGAUUGGUUUCAUGAUUUCUCCAAAGUAUCAUCCAGCAAUGAAUAUUGUUAGGCCAGUGAGGAAAAUGCAGAAAGUAGAAACUAUAUUCGAUAUCUUGGGCCCCAUGUUGAAUCCUGCGUGGGUGCCUUUCGCUGUGGUUGGUGUAUACACUGAAGACUUGGUACUCAAAAUUGCCAACGCGUUGCACCGAUUUGCCAUGAAAAGAGCAUUAGUUGUUGACUCAGAGGGCUUAGAUGAGAUGAGUCCCCUUGGACCUGGUCUGGUGCUUGAUGUCACCCCAAAAAAGAUUGAGAGAUUCUCAUUUGAUCCCUUGAAGUUUGGAAUUCCUCGGUGCACUCUUGCUAGCUUGCUAGUUUAUAAUGUGAAGGUCUUAAGGGAUGUAAUGUCAGUUGCAGAUGCAUUUAUCCUAAAUGCUGCAGCUGCAGCUGCACUGUUGGCGAGGAGCCAUGUGAACAACUUAGCUGAAGGGGUAUCCUUGGCAUGCAAAACACUAUUAUCAGGAAAAGCUCUUAAGACACUGGAUUUGUGGAUACAUAUUUCCAAGGUUAGUACUAGUACAAUCUAG
Molecule: messenger RNA, 1353 nt
Organism: Pistacia vera
Lineage: Eukaryota; Viridiplantae; Streptophyta; Magnoliopsida; Sapindales; Anacardiaceae
Product: anthranilate phosphoribosyltransferase, chloroplastic-like
Exons: 10
Biological process (GO): L-tryptophan biosynthetic process
Cellular component (GO): cytosol
Molecular function (GO): anthranilate phosphoribosyltransferase activity
Source: RefSeq, a predicted model, not a curated record